Messenger RNA from Uranotaenia lowii, 3015 nucleotides. RefSeq names its product SAFB-like transcription modulator. Gene Ontology annotation, biological process: regulation of mRNA processing; regulation of transcription by RNA polymerase II. NCBI's taxonomy places the organism in Eukaryota, Metazoa, Arthropoda, Insecta, Diptera, Culicidae. The record is from RefSeq and is a predicted model, not a curated record. Bases 156 to 2696 code for a protein of 846 amino acids. Gene Ontology annotation, cellular component: nucleus. The transcript has 8 exons. Gene Ontology annotation, molecular function: sequence-specific DNA binding; RNA binding.
CAUUUGCUAUCCAACACUCGGACGUGGUGGUCGUAAUUCCGUGUGAUUGUUCGUCCGCAAAGUUCACCUCAGCAGAAAAUUACUUUCAGUAUUCAAUCGGACCGAACGUUUUCGCAGUUAAUUUAAAGUUGGUUGCAUUUAGCUGGCUAGAAAAAAUGUCGGAAAUAAUAGAAAAACGUAAAUUAAGUGAACUGCGAGUAGUGGAUCUGAAAGUAGAACUAGAAAAACGAGGCAAAGACGGAAAUGGAGUAAAAAACGUGUUGGUCGAACGGCUUACUCAGGCUCUGAAAGAGGAAAACCAGGACCCGGAUUCGUUCGAGUUUGAAAUCUGUUCUGGUGGAAAAACUCCAGCCAAAAAAGGCAAACCCACCGCUGCGAGCAGCAAGGCAGAAGGAGGCAGUGAAGCGACAGACAGUGAAGACGCAAAUAAUCAAUCAAGUGGAGAACUCAACAUGGACGAAAUGGUGAUCCAGGAUGAGUGCAACGAGGAAGAAGCCAGUGAAACUAAACCGGCAACCGCAGCUGAGACGGUUCAGCAAAAGUCAGAACCUAAAAAAGAUGAAGCCAAAGAGAAAUCUAAUGAAGGCGGCGCGUCCCAAGAACUCGUUUCUGAUAAAGAUAAACCUCAGGCAUCAUCCGAUAAAACUGACAAGAAGGAGGAAACCAAGGAAACUGAUCACGACGAUUCGCUGAACUUAACCAUCGGAGAGGAAGAUGAAAAACUUCUCCACGAUGAUAGCACGGUCGAAAGUGAGAAAAAGGUUAAUGAAUCCGAAAAAACCGUCACUUCCGAAGAAAAGAAGUUUGACCAGGAUGAUUCUCCAAAUGAGAAAGAAAAGUCCGCAAAUGGUGAUGAUUCAGGUGAAAAUUUGGCUGCCUCGAAAGGUGAUAAAGAGAGCACCGUCAAAACGUCAUCCAGCUCUGCAAAGUCAACUUCCGGUACCGGAGAUUCCAAGCCAUCCAAGUCUUCACCAUCGACAUCAAGUGGCGAAAACAAAUCUACGGUGUCCCGGAACCUGUGGGUUUCAGGGUUGUCUUCGCUGACCCGAGCCACCGAUCUGAAGAUGAUUUUCUCGAAGUACGGUAAAGUGAUUGGAGCAAAAGUGGUGACCAACACCCGGACACCGGGUACCCGUUGCUAUGGUUAUGUGACGAUGGCAUCAGCCAAAGACGCCACGGAAUGUAUCACUCAUCUGCAUCGAACGGAAUUGCACGGACGGAUGAUUUCGGUUGAACGAGCUAAGUCUGAUCUGGGUCCUGCAAAACCGGCACCAGCUGGCGGUGAUAAAACAGAUAAAACAGCAAAUAACAAAUCAGAUAAGACAACCGAACUGAAGGACGAGAAAGAAAAAGAGUCGAAACCUAGCGGCGACAAGAAAGAAGAAGGCGGCAGAUCUCGCAAUGAAAGAGGCAGAUCACAUCAUCGAGGCCGAUCGCCUGUUCGGGGUCGUUCACAAGCAAAAGCCAGAUCUCGUUCACGGGCUCCAGAUGAUAAAUCCAAGAAAUCGGAGGACAGGAAAGAUGACACUAGUACCACUACUGCUGAGAAGAAUGGAAACACUGUUGACCAGGAUGCAUCAAAGAAUCGGGAUCAUCGUAACCGAGGCGAUCGCGUUCGUGACAACCGGAAUCGGGAUCAUCGUGACAAUCGGAAUCGUGACCAGCGGAUCGAUCGUGAUCGGGAGCGUGAGGUGCUGUCAUUGCAGAAAAUCAGAGAAGAACGUGAAAGGCAGAGACUUCGCGAGAAGGAACGUCAGUUACGCGAGGAGGACCGCCGGCGUAGAGAAAUCAGGGCCCGUCAGCGCGAGGAAGAGGACAUGCUCCGUCGGGAACGAGAGAAGCUAGCUUUGGAACGAGCCCGCAUCGAGAAGGAAAAAGCGGAAUUACUACGAAUUGAACGUGAACGUCAAAAGCUGGAACGGGAGAAAAUUGAACUGGAACGUCUGGAGCUUAAGCGUCAGCAAAGGAAAAUUGAAGAGGCGAAACGGAACCUAAAACGUCCAGCCACGGAUCCUUUUGACGAUGAUCGCAAACGAUCAACUGGAACUGAUCGGCGAAAUUUCGAAGCACCACCACCGCCAGCUAUCUCAUCAACUAGUCGAAAUUCGUAUUCAUCCAUUGAUAAAAAACGAAUCGAUGAUUAUCCACCCAAACGAGAUGACUACAAAUCACGUAACGAUGAUUAUCGUCGAGGGGGAGGUGACAGCUUCAAACGUAACGGCGGCGUAAUGGACGACUACAAACGAGAUAUCGAUAGGGCUAUCCCUUCUUCUCUAGACAGUCGUUACGGAGACAGUCGCUCGGGUGGAAACGGUGUCCAGGAUUACCGCGGCAAUGAUGAUCGCGACCGAAAUGGAGGCAGCAUGUCGAAGUCCCGCUAUCUUGACCCAAUCGAUAGCAGAUAUCCGGACAGCCGCGGAGGCAAUACGAGUGGAAGUGGAGGUCCAUGGAGUACGGGACCACCGCAAAUGAGUAUGACAUCCAGCUUGUCGAGCAGUGAUGCUUGGCGACUGGACAGUGGUCCAGAUCGAUACGAUCGUACAUACAAUGAACGGAAGGCACCACAAAUGAACGCAGGCCCUUUCAUUGAUCCUUCCCGACAGAAUCAGUAUAUGGGAGGCAGUAGUAACGGAAGUAGACCCCAGGAUAGGUAUGGGGCACCCGUUUCCGGAAGGUUUGACAAUGGACGUUACUAAUUAAGGUAUUUAUAUAAAAUAUCGAUGGUACAAUUAUACACCGCUUAGUAGUGUAUGUUUGCUUCGCACCAUUUGCGGGAAUGAUUACUAAAAGAAAAACGCAUAAAGGUACACAAAAAUCAAUGAAAGAAAAAAAUUAAAAAAAAUCCUCAAAUUAUUCCCACUACAACAUUUUACAGUAAGACACGUUUUUCAGUCAUGUGUGGCGAUAGGAGUGAGCUGAUCCUAACUCAGUAUGAUUCAUGCAUUCUGUAGUCAUUCUGAAUAGUGAUAAGAUAAUGAGAAAACUGUAUUGAAAUAAAAAUAUUCAGACCUUUAA